Molecule: messenger RNA, 2811 nt
Organism: Apus apus (common swift)
Lineage: Eukaryota; Metazoa; Chordata; Aves; Apodiformes; Apodidae
Product: translation initiation factor IF-2
Exons: 2
Coding region: 23-964 (313 amino acids)
Source: RefSeq, a predicted model, not a curated record
CUCCGGGCUCCGCUUCCCCACAAUGGCGGACGGGCUCCGGCUCCCACUUCCGCUCCGCGCAGCCCUGACCUUCCGCUCCCCCUCCGCGGCGCCGCCGCUGACCUUUCCCUUCCCGUCCCCGCCUCCGCGUCACGUGGGGCGGGAAGGGGCCCCGCGCGCCUGCGUGCGUGCGUGCGUGCGCGCGCGCGCGCAGCGGGAGGCGGGCGGAAGGACUUGGCGCCCCGCCCCGCCUGCCCGGCACCGGGGGCGCGCGCGCGCGCUCGGCGGGGAGCGGCGUCCGCUGCUUGUCCGCUUCCGUGCGGGGGGGGGAGCGCGGCGGGGCCGUCAGGGGCUCCAGCCCUGCGGGAGGUCCUGCCCCCGGUGGGCCCCGCAGCCCGCCCUCCCGCUUGGGCGAGGCCCCGCUGCUUCUCCCGCCUCACCUGCGGGCGGGGCGCGGCGCGGUGGCCGAGGGCGAGUGCCGGUGCCGGGGGCCGGAGCGCGGGCUGCGUGCUGCUCCCGGCCGCGGGAGCCUUUGGGUGGCGGGGCCAGGGACGGGUGUCCCGCCUGCGCUUCGCCCGGUGCCUGCCCAGGCUGCGUCGGGAGGCCUGUCCUUCGCUCCGGGCGCGGGGGGGAGAAGGACCCGCGGUUCGUGCCGGGCGCCGCGUGCACCGGCCGGGCUCGCGAGGCGCCCCGGCGCUCCAGCGGCCUGAGCGCGCGGUCGGCAGGGGCCUGGGGGCCUCCGGUCGCCAGCGCCGGGGAAAAACCGAGCCCGCUCCCGCAGCGCCUCGGGGAAGAACGGGGCGUUUGUCGGCUUGAGUCUGAAACGCCCGACACGGUAAUGAGGACGCUGCUUAGAGUCUUGAGGAGAGAACGCCUGAAGUCCCGCACCGUCUGUGCCGGAGACGUGCCUGUUGGGGCUCUGAGAGGGUGCAUCACUCAGGGCUUACUUAGGAAACUUGGUGUACGUCUGUUCUUCACAAAGUAAAGCGUGUCUUCUGAUUGCGUUUUUUUCGAUACUAGAUUCAAGUAUGAUCCCUGAGGUCCCUUCCAACCUGGCAUGCUAUGAUUUUGUGAUUCUAUGAAAAGUGUACCUGUGGGCUUUUGGUAUAGCUGCCUUGGAGAUGGAGGAAAUUAAACGGCUGUCUACCUUGUCUGAUCUCUUAGAGGAUCUUUCUGUUACGGGGUUUCAGAGGGGUGAAGAACAACAGGUGCUGAUCAUUAUUACAACAGAGCACCAGUGGCUAUAGAAGAGGCCCCAGCAUACUAUAAACUACCAGAAAAUAAGAAGCAGUAUGCCCUGUUCCCUGAUAGGUCUUGUCAUAUUGUGAGAGAGCAUUGGAAAUGGAAGGCUGCUGCAUGGAGUCCUAUAUGACAAGUUACAGAAACUGCUGAAGGCCAAGGUCAGUCAAGUCCAUUUGCAGAGGAGAAUGCCAUGCAGUUGGCUUUAGACACUGCCAAAUGAGAAAGGUGACCAAGACUAUACUGACUCAAGAAUGGCAGCAAAUGCCCUGUGAGGCUGUUUGCAGCAAUGGAAGCAGAGCAACUGGCAGCAGGGAGGUAAACCCAUCUGGGCUGCCACAUUGUGGCAAGAUACUGCUGACUGGUUAGAGAACCUGGUUGUACAAGUAUGUAAUAUAAAAAGCUCAUGUGUCCAAGAGCUGGGCCACUGAAGAGCAUCAAAACAACCAGCAGAUGGAUUGGGCUGCUAAGAUUGAAGUGGCUCAGGUGGACUUGGACUGGCAACAUAAAGGGUGAAUUAUUUAUAGAUCUGUGGGCCCAUGACACCUGAGGCCAUCAAGGAAGAGAUGCAACAUAUAUAUAGGCUUGUGAUUGAGCAGUGGACUUGGAUACUAUUGCACAGAUUAUCCAGGAAUGUAAAACGUGCUGCAAUCAAGGAAGCCGAGCAGUUAAAGCCUCUCUGCUAUGGAGGAUGAUGGCUGAAAUAUAGUAUGGGGAGGCCCAGCAGAUCUGUUAUGUCACACUCCCACAAACCUGUCAAGGCAAGCGCUAUGUGCUUACCAUGGUGGAAGCAACUACUGGAUGGCUGGAAACAUAUCCCAUGCCCAUUGACACCAACCAAAACAUCCUGGGCCUUAAAAAGCAAGUCUUAUGGCAACAUGGCACCCUAGGAAGACUCAGACAACAGGACUCAUUUCUGAAACAACUUCUUCGAUACCUAGGCCAAAGGGCAUGGUAUUGAGUGGGUGUAUCACAUUCCCUAUAUGCAUCAGCCUCUGGGAUAACUGAACAAUACAAUGGACUGUUAAAGACUACACUAAGAGGAAUGGGUGCUGGGACAUUCAAAUAUUGGGAUACACGUUAUUUAGCAAAAGCCACCUGGUUAGUAAACACCAGGGGAUCUACCAGUCGAGCUGAUCCUGCCCAAUCCUAACUUCUACGAACUGUAAAAGGGAGUCACUACUGUGUCAUCACUACUAUUGUUGCUAUGUGCCAUAUUGAUGGUAUUACAGUAACAACCACCCAAAUUAAUGAUGAAUUAGCUUUGAGGAAACCAAGCAAAGCAUAGCGAUUAGAGAACUGAGCAAGCCCAGCAAUAAUGGAACCAAAACUGGCUUCAGCAUGCAACAGCCCAACACCACACACAAUCUCUCCUGCCCUGAAGGACAGUUAUGACAGGUGGAGCCCAAAGUCAUGGAUUAAAUUAAAUUAACUCAACAAACAUUUUUAGAGGGAUGGACCACAGACGAAGGAUAUUAUAUCUAUGUGCAUAUAUCAAAAGUCAUAAAAAAUUGUGUGAUUAAUUGGAAUGUACUGGAAAGUCUGGGAUGUGGACUUGACAUAUCUGGUACAGAAUAAAGGGUGGAUAUUGUC